CUUGAUUUCCGUCGUCGCAUUUCUUUUAUCUACCGCCAAAAAGUCACAAAAUUAGCCCUACAAAAUGUCUAACACUAGCGUAAGUACCGGCCUCAUUAAAUCAUCAUAACAUUUGUUUAAUAAACACCUAAAACAACAGUUACGACAAUAGCCCAACUUGGCGUAAAGCGAGUCUCAUGUUUGUAGUUCCUUAGCUCGUCACCGCCUACUAGAUAAAGCCCUUAAAAACUACAACAAGGCUGUCAGUUGGUGUGCGUCGUCGAAAGGCUUCCUGCGUACACAGUGGGGAAAAAACAGCGGUACAGACAAACCAACCAUACUUUCCUGAAGAUUCACAUUCUUGCUGAAUUCCAGUUUUUGGGGUUAAACAACCUGCAAAUCCUGUUUCCAAAAUGCCUCGCAUUGAGAAUGACAUCAAGCUGGACUUCAAGGAUGUGCUCCUCCGUCCAAAGCGCAGUACACUAAAGUCAAGGAGCGAGGUAGACCUCAUGCGGAGCUACACUUUCAAGAACUCCAAGGGCAGCUACAGAGGGAUCCCCAUCAUCGCUGCAAACAUGGACACCGUGGGGACCUUUGAGAUGGCCCUGGCUUUGCACAAGUUCACUCUCUUCACUACGGUUCACAAACAUUACUCCGUGGAUGACUGGGCGGAAUUUGCAAAAAAUAAUCCUGAAUGCCUGCAGAAUGUAGCAGUGAGCACCGGGACCGGGGAAGGAGACUUUGACAAGAUUUCAGCCGUCUUGGCAGCGGUGCCACAGCUGCAAUAUAUCUGUGUAGACGUCGCUAACGGCUACUCUGAACACUUUGUUAACUUUGUCAAGGACGUUAGGGAUAAGUUCCCCUCUCAUAUAAUAAUGGCAGGAAAUGUGGUGACAGGAGAGAUGGUGGAGGAGCUGAUCCUGGCUGGUGCUGACAUCAUCAAAGUAGGCAUCGGACCAGGCUCUGUGUGUACCACCCGCAAGAAGACCGGGGUGGGCUACCCUCAGCUCAGCGCUGUGAUUGAGUGUGCAGAUGCAGCCCAUGGCCUGGGUGGCCACAUCAUCUCUGAUGGGGGAUGUACUUGCCCAGGAGAUGUCUCAAAGGCUUUCGGAGCUGGAGCGGACUUUGUGAUGUUGGGCGGUAUGCUCGCCGGCCACUCAGAAAGCGGGGGAGAGGUUAUCGAGAAAAAUGGCAAGAAAUACAAGCUGUUCUAUGGGAUGAGCUCCGACACGGCAAUGAGGAAGCAUGCAGGAGGCGUGGCUGAAUACAGAGCGUCAGAGGGGAAGACAGUGGAAGUUCUUUACAAGGGUCCGGUGGAUGUGACAAUACGGGACGUCCUGGGGGGGGUCCGCUCCACCUGCACCUACGUUGGGGCAGGCAAACUGAAGGAGCUGAGCCGCAGGACCACCUUCAUCAGGGUCACCGAGCAGCUAAACACCGUCUUCGGCAACGACAGCUGAAUAUCCAGCUGGAUCCGGCUGCAGAUCCAAGUCGAAGUCUGCAACACUGCCUGUCUGAAGAUAUGUAACCAGACAUGAAUAUUAAUACUGUCCUUGUUUUUAUUACAUCAGCUAAGGUUUAAUGCAAUUCAUUAUAUUGGUUUGUACUGUGACAAGAACAGAAAGUCGCUUUAGACUCAAUGUUACUUUUUUCAUACGGGCUACAAAGCUAAAGCAGUUAGCUUCUUAGCAGGUCCGCUAUCUCAUCAUUCCAAUGCAACGGUCCUUAAUUGCUUUUUUUAUGCAAAUCUAUAGCAAGUUUUCAUUCCGUGCCGAAAUCAGAAUGUAAGCCUUUGUCACACACGCAUAUAUAAAAAAUAUAGCAAACAAUGUCGUAAAUUAUUUUGAAAGUACAAAAUAUUUAUGCUAGUUUUUAUUAUAAUAAAACAUACUUUUAGAAAUUAAUCAUUCCUUUUUUUUGCACUUUAUUUGUCAUUUUAAAGUCAAAUAUUAAAUGAAGAUAUUGUUUCAUCGAUAUAAUCACAAAGUUAGUUAAAAAACUAGGUAAAUUACAUUUUGGGAGAAUUUAAAUCUGGACCUGGGUCUGGAUAUGCUGAAUGGUAGACCACAGUACUAUAUACAUUAAUCAGUCAUUCCUUUUAAGUUUCACACCAUGAGUGUGUAGUUACUCCUACAUUAUCUGUGUUUUACCUUUUUUUAUUGUCACAUUGGUGUUAAAAUGUCCAAUUUGUUUUCAAAUAAACUUGUCUUAAUCAGUCAAUAAAAGCAUUCCACACCUUA
Molecule: messenger RNA, 2219 nt
Organism: Eleginops maclovinus (Patagonian blennie)
Lineage: Eukaryota; Metazoa; Chordata; Actinopteri; Perciformes; Eleginopidae
Gene: gmpr2
Product: guanosine monophosphate reductase 2
Exons: 9
Coding region: 393-1439 (348 amino acids)
Biological process (GO): nucleotide metabolic process
Cellular component (GO): GMP reductase complex
Molecular function (GO): GMP reductase activity
Source: RefSeq, a predicted model, not a curated record